Molecule: messenger RNA, 1208 nt
Organism: Capra hircus (goat)
Lineage: Eukaryota; Metazoa; Chordata; Mammalia; Artiodactyla; Bovidae
Gene: SNRPA1
Product: small nuclear ribonucleoprotein polypeptide A'
Exons: 9
Coding region: 93-860 (255 amino acids)
Biological process (GO): mRNA splicing, via spliceosome
Cellular component (GO): U2 snRNP
Molecular function (GO): U2 snRNA binding; protein binding
Source: RefSeq, a predicted model, not a curated record
GCGAUUGGUGCUGCCUGGCGGCGCGCGCGGGGAACGCCGGGACGUCGGUGCGGUAGGACAAGCGGGAGGAGCGGCGGGCGGGAGGCUGCAGGAUGGUGAAGCUGACGGCGGAGCUGAUCGAGCAGGCGGCGCAGUACACCAACGCGGUGCGGGACCGAGAGCUGGACCUGCGGGGGUAUAAAAUUCCUGUCAUUGAAAAUCUCGGUGCCACCUUAGACCAAUUUGAUGCCAUUGAUUUUUCCGACAAUGAAAUCAGGAAACUGGAUGGUUUUCCUUUGUUGAGAAGACUGAAAACGUUAUUAGUGAACAACAAUAGAAUAUGCCGUAUAGGUGAGGGGCUUGAUCAGGCUCUGCCCUGUCUGACAGAACUCAUUCUCACCAAUAACAGUCUUGUGGAACUGGGUGAUCUGGACCCUCUGGCAUCUCUGAAGUCACUGACUUAUCUGAGUAUUCUAAGGAACCCUGUAACCAAUAAGAAGCAUUACAGACUCUAUGUGAUUUAUAAAGUUCCACAAGUCAGAGUACUGGAUUUCCAGAAAGUGAAACUAAAAGAGCGUCAGGAAGCAGAGAAAAUGUUCAAGGGCAAACGGGGUGCACAGCUUGCAAAGGAUAUUGCCAGGAGAAGCAAAACUUUCAAUCCAGGUGCUGGUUUGCCGACUGACAAAAAGAAAGGUGGGCCGUCCCCAGGGGAUGUGGAAGCCAUCAAGAACGCUAUAGCAAAUGCGUCAACUUUGGCUGAAGUGGAGCGGCUGAAGGGCUUGCUGCAGUCCGGUCAGAUACCUGGCAGAGAACGCAGAGCAGGCCCCACUGAUGAUGGUGAAGAGGAGAUGGAAGAAGACACUGUUGCCAAUGGGUCCUGAGCAGGGCGGCCUCAGUGCCUCAGGACGUGUGACAGUCCACCUUGGACAGGGCCUGCCUUGUUUGUGUCAGCAAAGUAGAGUUGAUCAACAUUGCUGAAAUGCUCAAAACUGCUGCUUGUAAUUUUGUAAUACAGAUUUUGAAAUCUAAAACCCAGUUUUCUACCAAUAGUACAAAUAAAGGACACUCGCUGUGCUGCGGGUUGUGCGUCACUGGGGCGUGUGCAAUGAGGUAUGGAUAUGGGGAGUUGGAAAUGCAGCAGGGUGGCUCUGUGGGCGGGCUUCCCAGUCCUCAUGAAAUGUUUAGGUUUUUAAAUUCAUAAUAAAACUUAGAUUAUCUGUGUGCUGCUA